AUGGCGGGGGGGUGGGGGAGCAGGGUCUAUGGGGGCGGUGCUGUAUGGCGGGGGGGAUGUUGUCCGUUACGCCGCGCCCAUCACCGCGGUCCAGUAGCGAGGGAGCCGGCUCAUUUCAUUGCCCUGAGAAAAAGCCCUUCUUCAGGGGAAGCAGCAGAAACUGCUCACUUGGUGGCACAGGCUGCAGUUGCCUCUAAACAAUCAGAGCACAAGGAUCUGUCUGAGAAGUAUUUUCAAGAGAGCAUAAAUGCUUUUAAAGAAGCUGAAGGGAUGGAGAGUGCUAAAUGCCUCGGAGCUGUGGAUGAUUUCUGUCAGUUUCUUAUAGCCACUGGACAACAGGAGAGAGCACCAAUAAUGCUGAAAGGAUCAUUAGAAGCUAAAAUAUCCCUAUUUGGGUAUCUCAGCCUGGAAGUAGCAGAGACAUACUGGCUCCUAGGAGGAACAGAACUGGCACAAGGACACACACAUUUGGCAUACAAGAAACUUAAGAAGUGCCUGUACCUUCAGACCCUCUUAUUUGGCAGCCACAACAAAAGGACUGUAGCAACCCAGGAGGUCAUUGACUUGUCAAAAUGAAAUCACAGAACUGGAAGGGACCUCGAGAGGCGAUCUAGUCCAGUCCCCUGCACUCAAGGCAGGACUAAGUAUUAUGUUAUACUGCGUCCUCAUUCCGUUUUGGAAAUGCC
Messenger RNA from Mauremys mutica (yellowpond turtle), 686 nucleotides. RefSeq names its product tetratricopeptide repeat protein 23-like. The coding region runs from base 1 to 576 and encodes 191 amino acids. Gene Ontology annotation, molecular function: protein binding. The record is from RefSeq and is a predicted model, not a curated record. Lineage: Eukaryota; Metazoa; Chordata; Testudines; Geoemydidae. The transcript is spliced from 6 exons.